UACUGCUCUAACCCUAAACUACCAAGCGGCCGCCUCUCUCUCUCUCUCUCUCUCUCUCUCUCUCUCUCGUUUUCCUCUGCUCCUCGUUCUCCUCUAUUUCUCGAUUUUGUUCCACCAAACGACGGAGAUCGACGGUGGCAAAGUCAAACCGCCGCUGCUCCUCCGUCUUCCGCUUCCUUCUUCCUCUGUCUCUUUUGUUUCGAUCUUCUCCCUUCUCUGCUCCGCUCGAGAACAGGGAACGACGAUGGCACAGGGUCGGCGGCCGCCCCGAUCUUUCUUCUCCUCUUCCCUCUUCUGGUAAAUGAAGAGGAAGAAGGGCCAGAUGGCGACGGCGAUUGACGUCGACGACGACGUUCACGGCGACCCAGAUAAUUUCAUGUAAGGUAAGAUUUGGGCCUUGGGGGUUCAAUUGGUUUAUUUCUGAUUCAGAAUAUCUUUUUCGCGUGUUGAUUCUGGAUUUUUUCGAUCUCUGUGAGAGGAAAAGAAUGAAGAAGGCAAGCUGCUGAUAGAUUUUCAGGAGGCAAGGGAUCGCCAGCGGCGAUUGAUAGAGGAGCAAAGAAAGCGAGGAAGAGUUCUGGCCGGCGAGUACUCCCUGUGACGGCAGGGAGGGCGAAGAGUCGCCGCUCCCUGAUUCACCGGUGACGAGGGAGACCAAGAAGACGAAGAAUGAGGUUCUUCUAGGUAAGGCUUUUUAUUACUGUUUUGGGAUGAUUGAAUAUGGAAAUGGUUGUGGUAUUGGCGUGUUAGGUUCCAAAAUUUUGUGUUUUAUAGUGAUUGAAGUUGAAAUUUGUGUAUGGGUGAAAUAUUUGGUAUAUUUUGAUUGCGGUUUGUUUUCUACUGGGGAUGAGGUAUCUGAAAGGAAGGGAAAUGGGGAAGGAUGUUUGGAACCUCCGGCGAUGGAGGUGAAUCGUUUCUGGCCGAGACUACAACGAGGGUGAAAGAGCAGGAGGGUUCUACUAGGUAAGGGCAGGUGUGAUUCUCGUGGGGUCUUUAGUUGUUUAGGGUUUUGGCCUGGGUUUUGUGUUUUGAUUUCUGGGUUGAAUGUUGCGGGUCUAAAUUUGGGGGAUCUGGUGUGAUGGUUCUGAAUUCUGAUUCUGUGAAAAUUGUAUUUUAGAGCUGGGGAGCGGGACUUGGAACCACAAGAAAACUCAGGAUUUCGGUUCAAGUUCCAGAAUUUGUUAAAGCAAACAAAGUGGAAAGUUAACUUUGAAAAGACCGUCAACACUGCUAUUGUUUGUGUUUACUUUGUCUUAAUUUGUUUUAGUGUCAAAUUUGGUUCUUUGAGUUUGUGAUGGGUGAAAAGAAAAGAAUAUAACCAUUGCCGGUAGUCCUGGGUUUUGCCGGUGGCGAUGGCGACGUGUGCAAGGUAAAAGGCUAUUUGAGUGUUUGAUUCUGGAAAUUUUGUGGGGGUAAUAAGGUGUUUAGGGGUUUUGGUCCAGGUUUGGAUGAGGACAAAGAAAAGGGUGAUGGUGCCUUUUUCUAUAAGUUUUUAAGAAAGGUAGAAAAAUAUGAUGAAUGAGGAUUAAUUGGGGAUGGAAUUAAUUUAGAUCACCAACCUUUUCGGUGUCGUUUGGUGAAUGGUAUACUUGCUGCCUUCUCCCUAAGCCUUCUGGGGAAUUAGCUGGCUGCUUCAAUCCUGCUCCGUUCCCCUUUUUGGUGUUCUUGUUGUUGUGCUUUUUGUGUGUGGCCAAGGAAGAGAAGAGGAAAGGAAUAGUAAUGAGACUUAGUGGUCUCUUUUCUGUCCUUUGUGGUUGGCAGUAUGUGAGGAAUGAGAGAAGAAAGCACUUUUUGUUUGUUGUUGGGAUUGUUGGUAUGUUGUUUAAGAGGAAAGGAAAGGGAAGUCUGAAAGUUUUAUUGUAUUUUGUUUGUGGGUGAGAGAGGAAGUGGAUGGGUUUAUGUCUGUGUUUGUGGCUGUGUUUUUAGGAGGUAGAGAAGUGCAAGGAAGAAGACAAGGGUUUUCUGAGGAAAAGGAAGCCUCGGUUUGGUAGAGGUUCGUUAUCUGUGCGGGAAGAAAAAGGAUCAAGAGGAAGAAACUGGUCUUUGGCCGUUAGUUUGGGAGAGAAGAAGAGACGUUUUUUUUAUAGAAAAGGCAGCUUGGGGAACAAGCUUGCUAAAGUAUUGCUAAAGAAAUUUUUUUUUUCUUAUAGGCCGCUACAAGCAUACUUGUCCCGAACUUUAAUCCUAUAAAGAAAUGUUUAGAAAGUAACUAUUGUCAAUUCCAAACAAAUCGAGUUCUCAACCACUCUUAACCAAUAAUUAGUAUUAAUAAAUUACCCAGACAAAAUGUGAUGUCUACAACACCGAUGGAGUGGGGUGCAAGUUGGGACCAGGAGGAAGUAGAGUGUAACAGGAUGACCCGCCUUAAGGAGGUGGUGAUGACCUUUGUCGCCUCCAGAUCGAAAAAGUUUGAAAGAAUCGACAGAUUCAUUGGAGAGGAAACAAAGAAGUUCUCCGCCAUCGAGGCGAGGUUGGAGAGCCAGGAAACCCACCUGAUUAGACUAGCCACAAGCAUAUGGGUUAUCUCACAAGCGGCUCAUUCUUGGAGGUUAGCCGACGAGGUUGAUGUAGGUGCGGUUACUCUUCGAAGUGGAACAGAGGCCAAAGAGCUACCCCCAAAGAAGAAACAACUCGCAACAAAGGAGCAACAAGUGGCUGGUAGCUUCCCUGCACAACCGGAAGCCACAAGUGAAAGGGAAUACAACCUCAACUCUCCGACUCCUCAACCGACCCCUCAAAAAAGAGGAUGCCACUCCGACCCCUCAACCGGAGCGAGAAAAGAGAGAAGCAACCCCGACUCUCCCCUUUCCUUCGCUACUCCGCAAUGAUCGCAUGUUAGCAGAGUUUGCCCACUUCAUGGAGUUGAUGAACAAGUUGCAUUUAAACAUCCUCUUCCUGGAGGCCAUUACCCAAAUGCCCAAGUACGCAAAAUAAUUGAAAGACCUCCUCACCAACAAGAAAAAGCUAGAAAGGUGUAGCUAUGGUGAGCUUGAAUGAGGAAUGCUCCGCCCUCUCGCAGAACCACUUGCCUACGAAGCGUAAAGAUCUAGGGAGUUUCCCUAUUCCUUGCUUUAUUGGUGACGUGUGUAUAGGAAAGUCUGUGGCGGAUUUAGGAGCUAGCAUUAAUGUGAUGCCCUAUAAAUUGUUUCAAAAGUUAGACCUAGGAGAACUUAGAGCAACUAGGAUUCACAUUCAAUUGGCAGAUAGGUCUAUAGUAUGACCUAAAGGUGUUGUGGGGGAUUUGCUCAUUAAAGUGGGACCUCUCGU
This is a messenger RNA of Linum trigynum, 3264 nucleotides long. Lineage: Eukaryota; Viridiplantae; Streptophyta; Magnoliopsida; Malpighiales; Linaceae. The record is from the annotation of a GenBank genome assembly.